Molecule: messenger RNA, 2823 nt
Organism: Oncorhynchus keta (chum salmon)
Lineage: Eukaryota; Metazoa; Chordata; Actinopteri; Salmoniformes; Salmonidae
Product: uromodulin-like 1
Exons: 10
Coding region: 1176-2312 (378 amino acids)
Molecular function (GO): protein binding; calcium ion binding
Source: RefSeq, a predicted model, not a curated record
UAUAUAUUUUUUAACCUUUAUUUAAUUAGGCAAGUCAGUUAAGACAGCCUAGCAACAGUGGGUUAUAACCACCUGUUCAGAGGCAGAACGACAGAUUUGUACUUUAUCUGCUCAGGGUUUUGAACUUGCAACCUUCCGGUCACUAGUCCAACGCUCUAACCACUAGGCUACCCUGCUGCCUCCUCAUGUUGUUCAACAUGAAGAGAAAAUAUGUUUAGGAGAGCACAGAAGUAUCUAAAAAGUGUAAGAAAUGUUCAUCAGUACUAUGGGCCUGCCCUAAUACUAUCAGGACCAGUCGUCAUGGAGACUUGUUUAUAUGGAGCAGCUAACAAAGAACACUAGAUGGGGCUGUGGACCAAGAACACAGUUAUAGUUUGCUAUGAACAGAAGUGGAGAGUUCACUGCUAAGCCAGGGUCCUGUCCUGAGGGUGUUGUGGAGGCACCCAGGAGUGGAGGGUGUGAAUGGGACUUAAACUGCCCAGGCUGGAAAAAGUGCUGCCAGAGAGAAGGCCUUUCUCUCUGUACUGACCCUCAGUCUGCAGGCAGUAGAAGCUGGUGCUUUCACGUCACUAUGACAGCGAAGAUAGAUUACCAGUGGCUGAUAUCCAUGGACGGGGGAAUCCUGAACCACACAAGGCUGCUGCACUCUGUGGUGACUGGAGCGCUGGACUCUUAUGACGUCUCUGUAUACUAUAUCAGAUCCUGGCCUAUAUGGCCAUUUAGAACCUCCUCCUCUCUGCUGAUUAGUUCCCCUGAAAUUCUGUCCCUGUCCAACACGACCACAAAGCUGCACCUUCUUCUCAUACACAUUGAAGAAGUCACCUCAGUGUCAGUUGAAGACAUGAAUGAGUGUAGCCAUGCCGCUCUCAGCAGCUGCUCACGUCAGGCAGACUGUGCCAACACAGAGGGCUCCUACAGCUGCACCUGCCAUCCAGGAUUAAUUGAUCUCAACCCCAACAACAAAGGGGUACACUGCCAAGCUGCUGACCCUGUGACCUCACUCGUGCCCAGUAAUGCCACUCAUACCAGCUAUCAGUCCUGGGUCAGUCCUGGGUCAGUCCUGGGUCUCCAGCUUUACUGAUACCCCAACAGCCAUAGCUACAACCACAAACAGGAGCAUGAUGCUGAACUGAUGCUGAACUGCAAGGCAGACACAUCACCAGCAGACCAGCACUAUGCCACAAACCAGCCUGGAGCCCACUCUGGUGGUGUCACUGAGUGUAUCACCACCAUCUCCAUCCACAUGCUACCCCGCCCCCAUCACCAACCUGCAGGCUUCCAGUGUCACUGGCUCAUCCUUCUACGUGUCCUGGAUGACUGACCAAUCCCAGAGCGGGUUUAGCUUUCUGGUGGUGCUGAUGGAGGGGUCAAAGGUCAGGGGACGCUGGGAGACGGGGCUGUCAGUCUGGGAGGUGACAUUGUUGAAGCCUGGGGUUCUCCACAACGUUACUGUCAUUUCCUGUCCCUAUGGGAGUCAGGGGGCCAGCCUGCUGGUUAAGACUGCUGCACAGACACUUGAAGCAACAGCUCACCUGACCAAUGUGCAGUUCACUGAUGCCCUGCUGGACCCUACUAGCCAGAUGUAUCAGAAUCUUAGUCGUAGUAUUAUGGAAGAGAUCCUCCAGUCUCUCCCUCCUGAUAUUCUGGCCCUGGUAAACUCAGGAGAUGUGAGGGUUCAGAUCACAGGCCUGGCCCCCGGCAGUGUAGUAGUGAACUUCACCAUCAUCUUCACACCCAGUCAGUCCCUGGACAUCCUGAAAGUGUCCUCUGUUCUGAUGCAGGCCCUACAGAACAGCUCCAGAUACACUGUCGACAGCAACAACACCAGCAUAGAUGAUGUUGAUGAGUGCAGUACAGGGGACAUGGACUGCUUCCCAUGGGCCCAGUGCACUAACACCUGGGGCUCCUACAGCUGUCUCUGUCUGGAUGGAUUCACGGACUCUAACCCCUCUAGGCCGGGACAGGUCUGUUCAGCUCCUUUGACCACAACCACACCUAUGUCCACAACCACACCUAUGUCCACAACCACACCUAUGUGCACAACCACAACAAACACUCCGGUUACAACCAGCAAUACAGUGUCAACCACUACCACCUAUAAUACAACCUCAAUUACAUCCAACAAUACAGAUGCAGCUACAAUGAACGCACCCGUUAUAACCACUGUCAACAAUACAGUUAGAAUCAACAACACAGUUUCAACCAAAACUCCAGUCACAAUCACAACCAUGGCGCAAGUUACAACCUCAACCAUCACUGAAGUUCCUACAAAAAGAUUUAGAUGCAAGUGGCUGUUCCACUGGAUGCCAUAAGGUGUAUGCACCAAUUUGUAAGUCACUCUGGAUAAGAGCGUCUGCUAAAUGACUUAAAUGUAAAUGUAAAUGUAAAAUGACCAGCGGUCUCAUCAAAACCAGUCUGCAGCCUGAGACUCCUACAUCUCUGGCUCCUCUGGUCUCUUAUACGGAAGCCAUCUCAGUGGAGUGCAGGGCCAGUGCCAUCACGGUGACAGUGGCCAGGGACUUCCUGUGGUCGGGGCACAUUGGGGACUCUUCCCUGUUCCUAGGGAGACAGGAGUGUGGCGUGAACGGAGGGAACAGUAGCCACGUCCAGCUGACGGUGGCUUGGGACGAGUGUAACACACAGCUCUUCUCUCUCUCUCUCUGUGUCUCUGUCCUCUCUCUCUCUCUCUCUCUCUCUCUCUCUCUCUCUCUCUCUCUCUCUCUCUCUCUCUGUCUCUCUCUCUCUCUCUCUCUCUCUCUCUCUCUCUCUCUCUCUCUCUCUCUCUCUCUCUCUCUCUCUCUCUCUCUCUCUCUCUCUCUCUCG